Messenger RNA from Linum tenue, 1644 nucleotides. Lineage: Eukaryota; Viridiplantae; Streptophyta; Magnoliopsida; Malpighiales; Linaceae. The record is from the annotation of a GenBank genome assembly.
AAUCAAUAAAAGAUGGAUAUCAUAAUAAUCACUCCAUUCUCAACUGUGUAGAGUAGACCCAGAGCAAGGCAGGAGACAGACUCGCAGCGUCGUCGUCAUCAACUUAACCACCCCUCUUUUAUUUCUUCCAGCCUGUGGACCAGAACCUCACUUUCUUCCUUCCCCACUUCCCACCACCAUUAUAAUUCCCUUCAAUUCUUCCCCCAAUCUCUUCACCCUCCAUUUCCCAGCUGACUGGGUUUUCUCUCAAUUAGUUCCUUCUAGAAACAAUGCCAGCGUGCUUCAGCCUGACGGAGACCAGGAACUGGUGUUACAGAUCAGCCUUCUCCUCCUCGGGGCUCCGAUCCACCGUCUCGGACCUCCAAGACGGCACCGUAAUCCACUGCUGGGUACCCAAAUCGCCCGACCCGACAAAGCCCAACCUCCUCCUCAUCCACGGCUUCGGCGCCAACGCUCUCUGGCAGUGGGGGGACGUCAUCCGCCACUUCGUCCCUCACUUCAACCUCUACGUUCCCGACCUCGUCUUCUUCGGCGACUCCUUCACGACCCGACCCGACCGGACCGAGGGUUUCCAGGCCCGGUCCCUGAUGCGGGCCCUGCAGCGGCAGCCCAGUCCGGUCCGCAAGCUCAGCGUCGUCGGGCUCAGCUACGGCGGGUUCGUGGGCUACAGCAUGGCGGCCCAGUUCAGGGACGCGGUGGACAGAGUGGUGAUCUGCUGCUCCGGGGUUUGUAUGGAGGAGAAGGAUUUGAAAGAGGAUGGGAUCUUCAGCGUUUCGGAUUUGGAGGAAGCGGCGAAGAUUCUGGUCCCGCAGUGUCCCGAUAAGCUGAGGGAGCUUGUGGGUUAUGCUUUUUUCCGGCCGCCGCCGGUGGGUUUGCUUCCACCUUGCUUGCUCACCGAUUUCAUCGAGGUAUCGAUGUGUGGGGAAUUCACGGAAGAGAAGAAAGAUCUGCUGAAAGCUAUUCCCAAAGGAAGGAGGCUCUCCGACAUUCCCAAGAUUUCUCAGCCGACACUGAUCAUCUGGGGAGAGAAAGAUCAAGUUUUUCCGGUGGAGCUUGCCUACAGGAUGAAGAGGCAUGUGGGGGAGAAUGCAGAGCUUCAGGUGAUCAAGAAUGCAGGGCAUGCUUUCAACGUAGAGAAGCCCAAGGAGUUCGUCAAGCUCUUGAGAACAUUUCUCGUUGAUUCCUACAGCUCCAAGUUGCCUGCUUCAGGAAACGACUCGAACCCCAAUCACAAGCAUACCGAAGAAUGCAAUGGAACUGCGACUGCUUCUCACUGAAUCGCCAAUACCUGCAUUGUGCCAUUGUAUAUUCACCAACCUCAUCAUCAUUAUUGGCAAAUCUGUUGGUUUCCUGAUGUUGCUCUCAGUCCCCAUUGUUGGUUAGAUUGAAAACUUUGAAUCACAGACAACAUCGAAACAUGAUUGCAAGGGGAAACUACAAUCAACUCAGUUUCAAAUUCGAGUUUCUUUGUGUUCUUGGAGAUAAAGAAAAACACAACAUCGAACAGCCCGUGAUGGAAUGAAUCUUUCACCACAUUAGAUACAAGUUAAUCGGCCACACCGCUCAUCUACUUCUAUAACUCCUGCAAACAAGGAUUAAUCUUCGCCAGGGCCUUCCUUCCCCUCCCAACAUGAACCCAGUCCU